AAUCCACUGACAGGAUUUUUUCCCAUUGUUAUUUAAGGGUACAAACCUCAAAAUCUAAAUGGUGGUGCGGCACAAAUGUCACCAAGAGAUUAUGAUUUGGGUCCAAACAGCAACUCCGCAAAUAUGAAAGGAAACGGCUAUCCUGUUAACAAAGGUACAGGUGCCUAUGGGAGUGCACAAAAUAAGCCUGGAUACGGAGGUCGUCCCCCAUAUGGUGGAACAGGCAUGGGAAUGAUGAACCAACAUGCAUUGAAGCAGAGGGGAGGUUAUGGAAAUGGUAAUGGUAAUGGCUACAGAGCUCCAUCGUAUGGGGGCUACAGCAAUUUAAUGGGUGCUCAUCCCCAAAAAGGAGUUGGUCUAGGUUAUGGCGCUGGGUCUGCAGCUACAAAGGGACAAGCCUUAAAAUCUGGAGGAUACACCAAUGGUGGGGCGACCAAGGCACAACAAGGAUAUGGAGGAUAUGCUAAUGGAGCUCAGCAACCUAAUACAGGCUCUUCUCUUCAAAAUAUGGGGUAUCCCAAUGGUGGAACCAAGGGACCUAAUCCAGGAUACGGUGCUAAAGCUGGACCCUCAAAUGGACAAGGAGCCAAGCCUAAUGGAUAUGAAGGAUAUGCUAACGGAGGUGCAGCUAAGCAACCUAAUACAGGCUCUUCUCUUCAAAAUAUGGGGUAUCCCAAUGGUGGACACAAGGGACCUAAGCCAGGAUAUGGUGCUAAAGCUGGACCCUCAAAUGGACAAGGAGCCAAGCGUAAUGGAUAUGGAGGAUAUGCUAAUGGAGGUGCAGCUAAGCAACCUAAUACAGGCUCUUCUCUUCAAAAUAUGGGGUAUCCCAAUGGUGGACACAAGGGACCUAAGCCAGGCUCUUCUCUUCAAAAUAUGGGGUAUCCCAAUGGUGGAGCCAAAGGACCUAAACCAGGAUAUGGUGCUAAAGCUGGACCCUCAAAUGGACAAGAUGCCAAGCCUAAUGGCUCUACUCUUCAAAAUAUGGGGUAUCCAAAUGGUGGAACUAAGGGACCUAAACCAGGAUAUGGUGCUAAAGCUAGACCCUCAAAUGUACAUGGAGCCAAGCCUAAUGGAUAUGGAGGUUAUGCUAACGGAGGUGCAGCUAAGCAACCUAAUACAGGCUCUUCUCUUCAAAAUAUGGGGUAUCCCAAUGGGGGAGCCAAAGGACCUAAACCAGGAUAUGGAGGAUAUGCUAACGGAGGUGCAGCUAGGCAACCUAACACAGGCUCUUUUCAAAAUAUGGGGUAUCCCAACGGUGGAACCAAGGGACCUAAACCAGGAUAUGGAGGAUAUGCUAAUGGAGGAGCAGCUAGGCAACCUAAUAUAGGCUCUUUUCUUCAAAAUAUUGGGUAUCCUAAUGGUGGAACUAAGGGACCUAAACCAGGAUAUGGUGCUGAAGCUGGACCCUCAAAUGGACAAGGAGCCAAGUCUGGUUACGGUAUUCCUGGACAUAUUUCAGAAGGACCUUAUAAAGCAGCUAAUUCAGGAUAUAUGCCUGUAACAGCUGGGAAAGAGGGUGUUCCCAGUGGAAAAGGACCUAAAGGGGAGAUUUUAAGCCCUGAUGCACCUAGUCAUCUCCCGCUAACCUCUAACACCAAGGGUGUUUUACCACUAGCUGAGCGUGUACCAAAUCCAAGAUUUCUUCCAGAACAAACUAAAGCCCUUCCACCAGUCCUGCAACAAACGAAAAGACAAAGUCUUAAUGCACCACUUCAACAGGGCAAAGACCCCAACUCUAUGGUACCUCAGCCUGCUCCAAAGCCAUUUAUGCGAGGUCAAGGUUUUUAUAAGCCUAGUAAAGCUUAUAAACCACCCACACCUGUAAUUCCACAAAACAAAGCUCCAAAACCAGCUGCACUAGCAGUCCCUCAAGCAAUUCCUGCACCAGAAUCAGCUCCCAUUCCUCAGACGAGUUUUCCUCAAACAUCACAGACAGCUGCACUAGAGCAGGGACAAGUCCUGUCACAGGAACAAACCGUCUCUCCAGUGGCACCACAGCCAAUUACGCCACAAGGCAGCAUUUCUUCACAGAUGCAUCUGGUGCCAAAUGCAGCUUUUCCUCAAAUGAAGAAUCCAACAACAACAAAUCCCGGACAACCUAAUGGACAGGUGCAGGGAGCUAUACCUUCAAAGCCUGAUUGCGGACCUGGUGGACGACCUAAUGGACAAUGGGUCAAACUUCCAAGUCCUGGGUCAGGGUACCCCAACGGAAAAGGGGAAGUGUCAUCACAACCAGGCUUCGGAGCAGGAAUUGGUGGUUAUCCAGCUCAUGGCAUUAACAAUGGCUACAAAGCAGCUGGACCACAAGUUGGGCAGCCAAUAGGAUUCGGAUCUAAGGGAAAAUCUCAAGCAAAAUAUGGAAUUGGUGGACUUCCAUUUGGUUCCCCUAAUGGAUAUCAAACCAACCCCUCUGGACAAUAUGGUAAUGAAGGACAGCGCUAUGGAGCCAAACCCUACAAUCCUCAAGCAUUGGGAAAACACGGAUAUGGUAGUUUACCGUACAACUCUCAACCUCUUCUACCGGAAUCUGUUGCCAAAUCACCUGACUUUGGAGGGUUACCCUACAAUGGUCAGCCACUUGGAUAUGGUGGUGACAAGUCGUCUGGAAAAUAUGGACAAAAGGGUCUUCAUUAUGGUGGUCAGCCAUUUGAUCUCAGGCCUGAUGCUAUGUCUGGGAAAUAUGGUUCUCCAGAAUCCCUGUAUAAUCCAGAAUCUCUCAGUCUCAGUGGCGAUGCCAAAUCAGCUAAAUAUGGUAAUCCAGCAGUGUCAUAUGAGCUCCUCGGCCCUGUGACUGAUGGCCAAUCUGUUGAAGAAAACAGAAGCCUGGAGGCUUUGCACCAAGGUCCUGAGAUUGAUGGACAGAAAUCCAUUGACCAGUUUGGAGAUGGAGAGGUUCCACCCCAUCCUGAUACUCCAGGAGCUGCAGAGGCGAAUGCACAAUCCAUUGACAAAUACGGAACAGGUGAUUAUACCGAUGGAAGAGUACAACCAGAAGUUGUCUCUUUCCCUGGUGUUCCCACUGUGGGCCCCGCUCCUCACAUCCCUGCUGUCACUUCAUUUGACACCACACUGGACGGUUCCUCCUUGGCCCCUGUGUCUAUGCCUGAUGUGUCUGCUGUUUCUGAGGUGCCUGCCUUACCCACAUUCCCUCAGGCUGAGCUGCCUGCUCUAAAGCAGCAGCCAGCACCACCACAACAGAUCCAGAUCCAGCAGCACCUCAAGUUCCACUUCCACCCACAGGGCAACUCCCAGACAGGAAAGGAAGGCAAAUACAAAUUGAAUGGUUUCUUUGGAAACAAAUACCAAGGAUAAUUUGGAAGUGGAGGUUUAUAUUGCAAAAAUGUGGAUCUUCAUCGGGACAAUGAUCUUCACUUGAUUUCUCUUUACACUUAAUGUUUCUGUGAAUGUUGUAAAUUUUCCAUGGUUUUGUGUCUUUUGUUCUCCUUAACCUCUAGUUUUGUUUUUUAAUGUUUGUUACCCUGUUUGGAAUUGAACGGUUGUAAAAAUAAAGACAUUUUAGUUUAUAAAUCAUCAUAGCUUAUGCAUCUUCCUUUCUUUUCAAUGUUCAUUUAAAUUCCAUAUUUGUCCAUAAUUUUGUAAUACCAAAAAUGCAUUUUAUGUUUUAUGUAAUUUUCAUUUCAAUGUAGAUGUGUUAUUUUGUUUCUAGAACUCAUUGUUAUUUAUUUCUUUUUAAUUUCCU
Molecule: messenger RNA, 3703 nt
Organism: Onychostoma macrolepis
Lineage: Eukaryota; Metazoa; Chordata; Actinopteri; Cypriniformes; Cyprinidae
Gene: cmn
Product: calymmin
Exons: 48
Coding region: 76-3315 (1079 amino acids)
Source: RefSeq, a predicted model, not a curated record